Messenger RNA from Paramecium primaurelia, 613 nucleotides. Lineage: Eukaryota; Ciliophora; Oligohymenophorea; Peniculida; Parameciidae. The record is from the annotation of a GenBank genome assembly.
AUGUUUACAGAACUUGCAUAUAAUGCCUCUAAAAGAAUAAAUUAAAUACAAAAAGAUUUACAAACAAGAGAAAAACAGAAAUAAUCAAGUAAAUCGAUAUGACUUAUUGAUGCAGAAAUCAAUUCAACAUUAAAAUAUUUAGGUUGGUAUCAGAUUUUAAAUUAGAUAAUGAAUUGGAUUAGUUGGAUUAAGAAAUUAAAGGAUAUACAGCUAAUUAAAAUUGUAAUUUAUUAGCAAAAGAAAUUUAGAAAAGAAGAAAUCUAUAUAAUGAAUUAGCAUAAAAACGAUAAGAGAUAAAAAAAAGAAUUGAAUAAAGUCAUAUAACUCAUUUACAAUAAUAAUUAAUCUAAAAUAAAUGUAAAUUAGUUGUUAUUUUAGAAAAAAAAAUGAAUUAUGAAAGUUUUGUAUAAAUGGAUACUCUUAAGUUGCAUGGAUAAAUUAUUGAUGAAUAUUUAAAUAAAAUUAAUGAUAAAGUUCUUAAUAUUAAAUAUUCAUCAUAAAAUCUAAGUAAGUAAAUUAAAGAAUAAAAUGGAAUUAUAGAUUAAUUACAUGAAAAUGUAUUUUUUAUAUUUUUUAUUAGACUGAUUCUGCAAAUUAAGCAAUGAAAAAUUGA